Rotaria sp. Silwood2 is the source of this 1167-nucleotide messenger RNA. Lineage: Eukaryota; Metazoa; Rotifera; Eurotatoria; Philodinida; Philodinidae. The record is from the annotation of a GenBank genome assembly.
AUGAUAAAUAAUGUUUUAUUCAAUCGUAUUUAUCUUGCAUUUAUCUUAUUAAAUACUCAAUGUUUAACAUUAAAGCUUCGUUCAAUUCAAUUAAAUAUGUAUAUGACAUCAUCAUUUGAUUUUUGUAUGCGUUAUUUAACAAAAAAUUCUAUGACUGGUUGUUCAUCACAUAAAUCAGGUAAUCGUGGUCGAUUAAUUGAUAUAUCAUCAUUAAAUGAUCUUCUGUCAUAUAAGUAUUCCUAUCCAAUUAUUGUUCUCAUACCACCAAGAAAAGAUAUACUUGAUUUUGCUAUAUUUCAUGCUCCGAUGAUUGUUGGUAUACUUAUCGAUGGAAAAAUAAUGAAUAUAAAUGAUACACAUUUUACAGAAGUGAAUACUUGUCCAGAAGAUUUUAUUGGUUUAUCAAAAUCAACAAAUUGUUCGAUUAGAAUAAAUAAAUAUGGUAUUGAUUUUCGUGGAAUAUCUAUUGAUAAACCAAUUUUUUUAUUAACUAAUCAAACAAUGAUUGAUGAUUUAAGAAAAGUUAGUUAUUUAUAUAAUCAACAACAAAUAUCAAAAGGAAAAUAUAUUAAUGCACAUAUGAAAUCUUAUCCAUAUGGUAUUAAAAAUGCUCAAGUUUGCAAUCGUCGAUCAAAAUCAACAUUUUUUGGUGAAGCUUAUUUUAAACAUUAUUCUAUUAAAUGUCGAAGUCUAAUGAUAAAUAUUGUUUGGAGUAUAUUCAAUGCAAUUUCAAUAAAAGAUACUCGUCCUCCAAAAUCUGUUAUUAUAUUUUAUACUAAAUUUGAUUUCUUUUCUAUUUUUCAACCAAGAAAUGCUGGUGCUCAAUCAACAGCAUUUGGUGUAGUUACAUUACUUGGUUUAGCGUGGCUAUUAGGUAGAAUUAAUCUAAGUCAAUUAUUAAUUUCAAAUAAUAAUAAUAAAGAUAUCGUUAUUUUGUUUAUUAAUGGUGAAAAUUGGAAUUAUUAUGGAACAUUUGAAUUAAGUAAAAUUAUUUUAGAAAAACGAUUUCCUUAUAAAAUAGACAAAUCAUCUAAUCAAGAUAAUUUACAUCCAAUUGAACCUGAACAUAUUGAUAUUAUAAUUAAUAUUGAUCAAUUAGGUAUUAAUCAUAAUCAUACAUAUAUUUUGUAUGAUAAUAUUCAUCCAUUUCUUGAAAAAUUCAAGUAA